Rotaria socialis is the source of this 321-nucleotide messenger RNA. The record is from the annotation of a GenBank genome assembly. Lineage: Eukaryota; Metazoa; Rotifera; Eurotatoria; Philodinida; Philodinidae.
AUGCACGAUAGUAGUAGUCAAUAUUUAACAGUGGAUCGUGUCGAUUCACUCAUUUAUUUGGAUUGUUUUAUCAACGAAGUACUUCGUUAUUCCCCAACGAUUGAUGGAACAAGUCGUUCAGUAGUUGUUGAUGACUGCGUACCCAAAAGUGGUAUUCGACUUUACAAAGGUGAUCAAGUACUUAUUCCGACGUCGGCUCUCGGUCGAGAUACUCGUCUUUGGAAUAUCGAUCCUGAACAGUUUUAUCCAGAAAGAUUUCUUAAUGAAGAUAAAAAUCAUCAUCCAUGUGCAUUACUACCAUUUGGAGGUGGUCAUCGUUAA